Molecule: messenger RNA, 1583 nt
Organism: Aspergillus piperis CBS 112811
Lineage: Eukaryota; Fungi; Ascomycota; Eurotiomycetes; Eurotiales; Aspergillaceae
Product: pantothenate transporter
Exons: 5
Coding region: 1-1506 (501 amino acids)
Biological process (GO): transmembrane transport
Cellular component (GO): membrane
Molecular function (GO): transmembrane transporter activity
Source: RefSeq, a predicted model, not a curated record
AUGGCAGAGAUUGACAACAAAGCAUCAUCUCGCCAUGUCGAGUCCACUGGGAAGCCAUUGGACUUGGUGGAUGAAUCGUUCGAGGGGUUGACUCCGGAGGAAGAACGGGCCCUGGAGAAGCGCCUGGUGCGCAAGAUCGAUCUGCAUCUGAUUUCUUCGCUGUUUCUACUAUUUAUUUUCAAUAUCCUGGACCGGUCCAACAUCGCCAAUGCCCGUCUGGGAGGGCUACAGGAAGACCUGGGCCUUUCUGACACACAAUAUCAAACUGCGGUAGCCAUCAUGUUUGUCGGCUACCUGGUAGGCCAGGUGCCGAGUAACAUUCUGUUGACCCGUUUGAAACCCUCCCGCUACAUUCCAGCAGCCAUAUUCAUCUGGGGAGGGAUUUCGAUCUGCAUGGCUGCGGUACAUGGGUACGCCGGCAUUAUAUGCGUGCGCAUAUUCCUGGGGUUCGCCGAGUCUCCAUUCUUUCCCGGGGCUUUGUUGCUGAUAAGUUCCUGGUACAAACCGUCCGAAAUUGCGGUGCGAGUAGCCGUGGUGUAUUGUGGUAACACCAUCGCCAACGGGUUUGGCAGCAUGUUUGCCGCGGGCGUCAUGAGUGGAUUAAACGGCAAAGGCGGGCUGGAAGGCUGGAGGUGGGUAUCUCCUGGCAUACUCUGGGAGCGUAUAGCUAACCAGUGCGCGAACAGAUGGCUAUUUAUCAUUGAAGGGGCUGGCACAAUGGUGGCCGGCCUUCUCGCUGUCGCGCUUCUCCCAGACUUUCCUCGUUCCGGGCAGCGGAAGUGGCUAUCGGAACAGGAGCAGCGCUUUUCCGAAUGGCGUCUCGCCCGCGCCGCAAAUGAUGAGGUCGAUGAGAAUGGUUCCAUCCGCGAGGGCUUGCGGGAUGCAUUAUUAGAUCCCAAGGCGUGGAUGUUGAUCCUGAUCCAGGUUUGCCAGCUCACAUCUCAAAGCUGGACCUACUUCUUCCCUACCAUCGUCAAAACACUGGGAUUUAGCAACAUCAUCACGCUGCUGAUUACGGCUCCGGUGUACGUCUUUGGCUUCAUCACCGCUCUUGGUAAUUCCUUCAUUGCGAACCGAACGAGCCAGCGCGCAGUUCUUAUCGCGUGGCCUCUAAUUAUAGACAUCGUGGGAAACGUCAUGGUCAUAUCGUCUCGAGCCACUGCAGUCAGGUACAUCGGCAUGUUCUUAAUGUGCGCUGGUUCAUAUUCCGCUUUCAAUGUCGUUCAAGCCUGGAUUGCCAGUACGAUCCCGCGGACACGCACCAAGCGGGCCAUUGUGUACGCGUUGGUCAACCUCUUCGGUAACUCGUCCAAUAUAUACGGCUCGUACUUCUUUCCCACAUCCGACUCGCCACAGUACCGGCCUGGUGGUAUCACCCUUUCAGCGUUUGCUGCUGCCGGAAUCGUCUUGACUGGGCUGUUGGCAUUGUAUCUCCAUACGCUCAAUGUGAAGGCACAAAAGGCAGAGGAGGAGGACGGGCAGAUUCGUUAUAAGUAUAUCUGGUAAUUGGUUGCUGAGCAAGUGCUGAGUGCCGGGGUGGAAUAAAUGGAAACUUACCAACUUGCGAGACUUCCCAAGAUUAC